UAACACUUCAUUGGUGGGUGUCAAGCCCAGUAACACCGUUAUCUGUUCAAGAAAGACUGGCUUGAAGCGGAAUCUUUUUCUGUCUCUGACAGAAGAAGAUUAGUUACAAAGUUCAAGGUACUGGGUACGUGAGCCUUUUGGAGGCUUCUGCCUCCACCUACUGGCAGUUUGCAAAUCUAUUAAUAAGGGUGGGGUACUAAAUAGCUUUCACAGUUCCCCCGUUCGGGCCUGGUAAACUCAGAUUACUAGGCCCGUUACGUAACUUACGAUCAAGCUGAAGAGACAGGUAUUGGGUUGUCUUGUGGACAGCAGAGCAGAAACCCUCUAAGGAUAGCCCUUUAGAUUAUAUGUUAAGUAAAUGGCCUUUACCCGGUGUUCAGAAAGGUAUAUCAAGGAAGCACUUUUAACAACUUUGCACCCAGGACUGGCCAGCCCUGGGGACUGCAUGGCCCGCAUUUGGCUCCUUUGAUAUUCCGACUUAUUUAACUCCUUUGCGCCUGAUAUUAGAGAAUCAAGCGCCUGGUCAAAUGGACUAUUGGUUUUUGUGGGACGAUGAGGCUCAUCGUCGUUUACAGAAGAUAAAAAUCCAGGCCCCUCAAUUCCCGAAAGCUUCUGCCCCAAGUGAAGCUGAUUGUUGGGAAGAUAGCCCCCCAAUGUAUUGUCCUAGACCACGACCACCCUCGGCAGCAAUAUCACAGGCUGUGACAGAUCAGGUUUCUUUGUCUACGGGGCCCAAGACAGUGAUUCCCCCACUGAAGACUGAGGAAACCACAAUUCAAGUUAAUGAAUCCACUAGUGGAGCGACGGGUAGUGGGUACACUUCUGUUCUGUCUACCGCCAUUAGUCCAUCUCGUACAAGACAGGGAGUAAUCUAUGGGGAGGAUGCAGUUAAAAUCCAGGCACCCCUUCGGACCAUCCCGGUACCCACUACGGAUGGAGAGGUUGUAGACCGUUAUGUACAUGUCCCUUUUACUACAGCAGAUCUUAUGAACUGACAAAACACUACACCUCGCCUCAGAGACGACCUGGACAUCGUUCACAGGCGAUUCCGUGCUAUUUUUCAGUCUCAUAAUCCUGAUUGGCAAGACGUGGGCCAACUUUUAGAUUGCCUACUGCGCACGGAGGAGAAAGAGCGGGUCCUAAGGGGGGCCCGGGAGGCAGCGGAGGCUGCCGGUGACGGGCAUGAUUUGAUAGCUCUCACUAACCCAACCCAAUGGAAUCCAAAUAAUUCAACCCACCAGGCAAACUUAAAGACAUUUUUAACCCAUGUUUUGACAGGUAUAAAACAAGCAGGAGAAAGAACUCUAGAUUGGUCAAAAGUCCAUAAUACUGUGCAGGGGAAGGAACAACACCCUUCUGACUUUUAUGAGAGACUUUGUAAAGCAUUUUGUACUUUUACUAAUAUAGACCCCAAGGCUGCGGACACAGUCCACGGUCAGGCUUAUUUUUAUCUCUCAGUCAGCUCCGGACAUUAAGAAGUGGUUGCAGCAGCUCGAAGGCGCUGAGGGAAAGUCCCUGGAGGAACUGGUAAGCGUAGCCACCCGUGUGUAUCACACAAGAGAUAGUAUUCAAGAGACCAAACAGGUGAGAAUGCUAGCAGCCCUUGUGAACGUGGGGAGCGAAAGACAAGGAGGGAAGUGGGGACCCCCCAAGUGGCAACCGAAGGCAGAUCGGGGGGGGGGGCCAAGCCGUGCAAAUGAUAUAUGCCAUUACUGUAAGCAACUUGGUCACUGGAAAAGAGAGUGCCCAAACCGACGUACCAGACGACAGCCCCAACCUCGAUAUCAGAUGGAAGUAGAAAGAACAGACGCUGUCAAUAAUGCGGAAUGACAGCGACCCGGGGGUCCACUUGUUACCUACACAAAUGACUUUACCACUUAUGUUUGUUCCUCCACAGACCCCCAGGUCCGUUUAACUCUGGGAGGAACCGCUUAUUCUUGUCUUCUGGACUCGGGGGCUGCCCUUUCCACUGUUAUUGCCAAGCCAAAGGAAGGAAACCUCACAGAUAAAAGCAUUCCGGUAAUGGGUAUAGGCGGAAAGCCAUUUGAGUGUUCUGUAUUGCAGGAGGCUGCUGUAGAAAUCUCUGGUGUCUCAGCCUCCCAUGCAUUUUUGUUAGCUCCUGACAGCCCAGUUAAUCUUCUAGGCAGAGACUUGCUGUGUAAAUUACGUGCUCAGAUUUUCUUUUCAGCUGAUAAAAUCAUUCUCAGGUUGCCUCAAAAUCAACUCCCCCAGCUAUGUGCCACAUUAACCCAGGCUACCGAGGACCCGAUCCUGCCUGCGAGCCCGAUGGACCUGCCUGAACGACUCAGACGAGAGGUACACGCCUCCCUCUGGGGCACUUCCAAAACAAACCUUGGCACUCUCCGGACGGAGCCUGUGCGAAUAACCCUGAAGUCAGACAUUGACAUUCCUCGAAUCAGACAAUACCCCAUCCCCCAACAAGCUCUGCUGGGCCUUCGGGAUCUUAUCAACACAUUCCUAUGGUUGGGAGUGCUUAUUCGUACUUUGUCCCCUUUCAAAACCCCCAUUCUGCCUGUUAGAAAACCUGACCUGGAUCCAGAAGGAAAACCGGUAUACCGAUUUGUGCAGGACUUGCGUGCAGUGAAUAGAGUUGUUCAGGCUAGACACAAUGUGAUACCUAAUCCUCACACAAUCCUGACUGCCAUUCCAGCAGGUGCAGAUGGACGCCCUGAUCAUCGGAGCCCUGGGCACCUGGGACCCCCGCAACGAGCGUGUGCUGCGGACCUGUGGGAUCGGUCAACGCUACGCAUGGCUCAUGCGGCACCUCAUGGUCUCAGACACCAUCUGAUGGUCCAGGGAUAUCUACAUCGAGCACAUCACCGGCCACCGACAGCACCAGGAGGCGUGAGCCAAAGUGAUAUCAUUCUUCAACUACGAGAAAGGGACCAAGAGACUUUCUCUGCUGAAUCAUAUGAACUGGAACCAUAAACUCCCUGAACAUUAAAUCUCACCAAAUGAGGGUCAAUCCAUCCUCAUUAUCAUAUCCACUCAUACUCCCCACCCGAACAUAGCCACUUUGUGAACUUCAUACCCUCAUAUCUCAAUGUCUGUACUUUGACCCAUCAACCUUUUACCUCCAAUCGGGGAUAUUGCAGAUUAUGUAAUCCUUAUGCCACCCGAUCUUAAAACAAACUUUGCACCCUCGAUAAUCUGUAUGUUAUUUCCUGAUAACCAGAAACUUCCAUGCUUAAGCUCUGUACCAUUCACUUUUUUAAA
Mauremys mutica (yellowpond turtle) is the source of this 3237-nucleotide messenger RNA. RefSeq lists its product as uncharacterized. The coding region runs from base 2023 to 2949 and encodes 308 amino acids. Gene Ontology annotation, biological process: proteolysis. Gene Ontology annotation, molecular function: aspartic-type endopeptidase activity. The record is from RefSeq and is a predicted model, not a curated record. The transcript is spliced from 2 exons. Lineage: Eukaryota; Metazoa; Chordata; Testudines; Geoemydidae.